AACAAUACACAUGCUCUUCAGUCUCUCUCCCCCCCAGUCGGUACUCAUUUAUAUAUCCAGCCAACUGAUAGGAACUCACAUCUAUAAUUCUCCUUCUCUCUCUCUAUUAACCUCCGUUCACAUUUUCCGUUCAGUCUGAUUUCCGGCGAAAAUUAAUCACAUCCGUGUGACUGAUUCAAUCAAAGAGAUGGAGAAGCAUGAGGAUUGACAAUCGAAGGGAAUCAUGGAGGUCACUUGCUUGGAUUGUUUCUCCGAUGACUUUCUUUGUUGUGAGGAGGAUUCCAGUGGUGUGCUAUCAGUAGAACUGACGGAUUCUUCUUCGGAUAUCGAUUAUCCCGCUGGACUCGAGGAAUCAGUAGCCGAACUCAUUGAAGAAGAGAGGAAAUUCGUGCCUGGAGAAGACUACGUUGAGAGGUUUCAAUCUCGCUCUCUGGAUCAUGCAUCUUCUCGAGAAGAAUCCGUCGCUUGGAUUCUCAAGGUACACUCUUUCUACGGUUUCCUGCCUUUAACCGCCUAUCUCACCGUCAACUAUUUCGACCGAUUCCUCUACGCUCGUAACUUGCCGGAAAGAAAUGGGUGGCCGUUGCAACUCUUAUCUAUUGCUUGCUUGUCCCUUGCAGCAAAAAUGGAGGAACCACUUGUUCCUUCUCUCCUGGAUCUGCAGAUUGAAGGUACAAAAUAUAUAUUUGAACCAAGGACGAUUCAGAGGAUGGAAUUUCUUGUACUUGGUGUGUUGGAUUGGAGGCUAAGAUCCAUCACACCAUUCACCUUUCUCAGCUACUUUGCUUACAAACUGGAUCCUGCUGGAGCUUAUACUGGUUUUCUAAUCUCAAAGGCCACUCAAAUCAUCAUGUCUAAUAUCAAAGAGGUUAGUUUGCUCGAGUAUCGCCCGUCAUGCAUUGCUGCAGCAACGAUGCUAUCUGCAGCACAGUGCAUUCCAAACCUCUCUGUUGUCAGUCCAGACGAAGCUGAAUCCUGGUGCGAUGGACUGGUCAAAGAGAAAAUAAGUGGUUGUUAUCGGUUGAUUGAAGAAUGGUCAAGUAGUGUUGGUAAAAGAUCACCAGUAAGGAAUAUAAAUUAUCCCCCGAAAGUGUUGCCAAAGGUCCGAGUGAUGAGUCGGGCCUGGGUUGGAUCAGGUGAGUCAUCUUCGUCAUCUUCUUCGUUUUCCUCCAUUAAAAGGAGGAAAUUAAACAACAGCUUGUGGGUAGAUGAGGACAAAACGAACUCUGAUUCAGAGGAAAAAGAGUUAUAAAGAAAAGGUAUAAAAAAAAAGAAAUGAAAUGGUGUGGUGUACGUGGUAUGGUGGUGGUGGUCCCUGGCGCAUAUGGGAGGUGAGAUGGUUUUGAGGAAAGGAAAUUGACUUGUUGAUGAGAUUGAGAAGUGGUCGGUCAGUAUAUAUAUAAUUAUUAUGGUACGCAUGGGGGGUUAAUUAAAUCUCUUAUUUCAUAUAUAUUAAUUUCCUCCAAUUGUGAGUGGGCAUAGAGAUCCAUUCAUGGUUGGGUAUGCAGAUUCCCAAUGGAGGGGAAUCCGGUACAUUAUUAUUACAUAGAUAUAGAAUAUAUAUAUAUAUAUAUAUUAAUUGAAGCGUGAGUGAUGGAUGAUGAUAAGGAAGAGAGAAGACAUGGGGGAUUGGAGUAUUUUAUUUAUUGAAUUUGUGGGGCAGAGAGAAAAGGAGGAAGAUGAAGUAAUAACAUAUAUAGUGGUGAUGAACUGAAGAUGAUGAGAAACUGAAGAAUAAUUAAGAAUGGCUAGCUGAUGCUGCUCCUGUAAUAUAUAUAUGUCAUCAAUGCUGAGUGAUGAUGUGUGUGUAGUAGGCAAUACUUCGCACGUGUGACUGUGUGUUUUUUUUUGGCGGGAAUUUCCCUACUUUGUCCUAACUAAACUGGACUUUCUUGUUUUGUUUUGGUUUCACUCCACGCGGGUAAGGAAUCACGUGUGGGAUUUUUUUAAUUUUUAUUUAUUGUUAGGGUUUUUACCCAUGUAGUAGCUCUUUAAGAAAAGGGCUCAUAUUGGGCCUAACCAUACAAAGGUCUAUGGGGCCUUUAUGCGUGUCUGUAUUUGAUACAAAAUAAUCAUAAAAAUGUUUCUCAA
Messenger RNA from Impatiens glandulifera, 2091 nucleotides. RefSeq names its product cyclin-D1-1. The transcript is spliced from 6 exons. Gene Ontology annotation, biological process: regulation of cyclin-dependent protein serine/threonine kinase activity; mitotic cell cycle phase transition. The record is from RefSeq and is a predicted model, not a curated record. Gene Ontology annotation, molecular function: cyclin-dependent protein serine/threonine kinase regulator activity. Lineage: Eukaryota; Viridiplantae; Streptophyta; Magnoliopsida; Ericales; Balsaminaceae. Gene Ontology annotation, cellular component: nucleus; cytoplasm; cyclin-dependent protein kinase holoenzyme complex. The coding region runs from base 224 to 1252 and encodes 342 amino acids.